AUGGCGCUGGUCACCGUGCGCAGGGCGGCGGGGGGGGCACCGGAGGAGGAUGUCCCCCGACGCAGGCAGCUUCAGCGGCGGCAAAGCUUUGUCAUGGUGAAGGGUGCUGCCCUGCUGCUGCCUGCCGAGGAGGGGCUGGAGGAUGAGUCCCCCCCCGAGGAAACCCCUGGCCAGGCCCCGGGGCGGCAGGAGCAACAUCUGCACCUCAUGAUGCAGCUACUGCGGCCACAGGAUGCCAUCCGGCUGGCGGUGCGGCUGGAGUCGGCGCGGCCGCGGCGGGUGCGGUACCUGCUGGUGGUGACGCCGGAGGAGGAGGGGGCUGAGGGGCAGACGGUGCUGCUGGGCAUGGACAUGGCCCACGAGGGGGCCACCCACUGCACUCUGGGCAUGGUGCUGCCCCUCUGGAGCGACACCCAGGUCUUCCUCGAUGGAGAUGGGGGGUUCAGCGUGACGUCAGGGGGAGAGACUCGCAUCUUCAAACCCAUCUCUGUGCAGACCAUGUGGGCCGUGCUGCAGGAGCUGCACCGUGCCUGCGAGGCCGCCUCCCGCGGCGGGCACAUCCCCGGCGGCCCGGCGCUGGCCUGGGCACGCGGGUACGCGGCGGCGGUGGCAUCGGAGCAGAGCUGCCUCAACGAGUGGCUGGCCAUGGCCGACCUGGAGUCCGUGCGCCCUGCCUCGCCCGCGCCCUGCCGGCCAGCAGCACCGGAGCUGUCGGAGCAGGCGGUGCGGGCACUGCUGCGGGAGGUGAUGGCCAGCGCUGACCUGGAGAGCGUUACCUCCAAGGAGGUGCGGGAGGAGCUGGAGCGGCGCACAGGGCACAGCCUGGCGCAGCACAAGGACUUCAUUGACAACGAGAUGCUGCUGGUGCUGGCACAGAUGGACAGGCCAUCCCGGGUCUUCCCACACCUCUACCUGGGCUCUGAGUGGAACGCGGCCAACCUGGAGGAGCUGCAGCAGAACCGGGUGACCCACAUCCUGAACGUGGCACGGGAGAUCGACAACUUCUUCCCUGCGCUGUUCACCUACAUGAACGUGAGGGUGUACGACGAGGAGGCGGCACAGCUCCUGCCCCACUGGAACGACACCUUCCUCUUCCUCUCCCGCGUCCGGGCUGCCGGGGGCCGGGCGCUGGUGCACUGCCGGAUGGGGCUGAGCCGCUCGGCCGCCACGGUGCUGGCCUACGCCAUGAAGGAGUUCGGGUGGCCCCUGGAGCGGGCGCUGCGCCACGUCCGGCACUGCCGCCCCGGCGUGCUGCCCAACCCCGGCUUCAUGCGCCAGCUCGACUUCUACCAGGGCAUCCUGCACGCCAGCCGACACAGCAGCCUGUGGGAGCCCAAGGCAGCGGUGACGGCAGAGCCUGCGCCCCAGCCCGAGGAGGAACCUGAUGCCCCCCUGGGGAACGAGGGUAGCUUGUCCCCAUCCCCACUGUCCCCUGAGGAGGGGAGCGGGCCAGGGCUGCUGGGGACCUCCCGACGUCCCCGCAUCUCCCUGUGUGCCGUCAUGCGGAGCAUCAGCCAGAUGGAGACCCCUGAGCCCCCCGAGCUGCCCGGGGACCCCCUGGCCGGGGAGGUGUUCCUGGCUUCGGAGGGACCGGAGAGUCCCGACCCUUCUCCGAGGGCACGACCCUCGUCCCGGCCCCGCCGGGUGGUGCGUCAGGCCAGCCUGGAUGGUGGCCCCGUCCCCAGCUCUAAUCCCCCCUCCCCUUAA
Molecule: messenger RNA, 1707 nt
Organism: Dryobates pubescens (Downy woodpecker)
Lineage: Eukaryota; Metazoa; Chordata; Aves; Piciformes; Picidae
Gene: SSH3
Product: slingshot protein phosphatase 3
Exons: 14
Coding region: 1-1707 (568 amino acids)
Biological process (GO): actin cytoskeleton organization; negative regulation of actin filament polymerization; protein dephosphorylation
Cellular component (GO): cytoplasm
Molecular function (GO): actin binding; protein tyrosine/serine/threonine phosphatase activity
Source: RefSeq, a predicted model, not a curated record